Molecule: messenger RNA, 666 nt
Organism: Fonsecaea nubica
Lineage: Eukaryota; Fungi; Ascomycota; Eurotiomycetes; Chaetothyriales; Herpotrichiellaceae
Exons: 3
Coding region: 1-666 (221 amino acids)
Source: RefSeq, a predicted model, not a curated record
AUGGCAGGUGUCGCUGUCGCGGCCGCAAGUCCACCCAUGCCCCUUGCACUGCGCUUGCGGCUGUCCCAAUUCCAUCUGUGCUUCAAGAUCCGAGGAGACGAUGAGAUGGCUUCCGAACUGGUCACCUUUGUGGACGAUUUUCUUCGGAAGCGACGGGCUUUUCACGGGAACAAGCUUCCAGCUUUGGGGGAAGUGACGGGACAUGACACUGUGGAGAUAUCCGCACCCACCGCCUCAGGUCAGACCGCACUCGUCGCUGUGCAUCAAAGGACGUUGCCGCCAGUUUACGUUGAUGUACCCCAACGCGUGAUCAUCGAACUUCCAGGGCGACAGUUCGUCUUCGUGAUUCUUCGCGUUUUGCGAAGUUCCGGAAAUGGGAAAAAGGCGAAGCUACAGUGUGUCAAAAAAGUUGAACUCGUCACAGAUUGGUCGGUUACAUUGAAGGAGAUGCUACCACACGCCAAUACUUCGACAUCUCACAUCUCUUCGGCGCUCGUCAGAACUCGCGCGAAUGAACUCGCCGGAGUCGCCAUGGCGUCGGGCCAGCACGGCAAGGUAAUUGACUUGGAGCAGCAUAGCACUGCCAUUGCCUCGGAGCGGUACGGCACCGCCAUCAGUUCCAUCUUGUCCGGGCCUGACCUGGAUGUGGACGUCGUCUUGAAAUAA